Fusarium coffeatum is the source of this 1182-nucleotide messenger RNA. RefSeq lists its product as uncharacterized. Lineage: Eukaryota; Fungi; Ascomycota; Sordariomycetes; Hypocreales; Nectriaceae. The record is from RefSeq and is a predicted model, not a curated record. The coding region runs from base 1 to 1182 and encodes 393 amino acids. The transcript is spliced from 2 exons.
AUGAAGACUAUUCUCUUCUCCACUGCCCUUCUCCCAUUCCUGGUCGCCUCUGGCCUUGCAGCGGAUGGCGAUGACUUGACCUGUCGUACUGAACUUGGUAAAACAUCGGUGGCCAAACUCAAGACCGACACGGUCACCAAGACCAACGCCAUCAAGCCAACAACCACAAUUACAGUCGUCCCAACUGAGACUAAGCAAGUUGGUCGCUGGUCUACCAUCACCGUGUUCUCUACAAAGACAUUUACCGUUACUGGCAAGGGUGGCACGGAUACCUUUCGCACGACAAGCACCUCUUUCAAGAUUGCCACGGUCAAGGUCACUGCGACUGCCACCACCACUACGACAAAAACUGGCACUGUCAAGUCAACUUCGACGACCCAGGUCCCUACAAGUGCUGGAUUCAAGUUCAUAUCCGACACUGUCAACUCUGAUGCUUUCGGCGUGGCACUCUCGCCUCGCAAGGUCGCUAAGAACCCUCAUGCCCCUCCGCUGAUCAAGCCCGGUGUCAAGGCCUUUGAAUUCCCUGCCAAGGUUCAUUGUACUAAACUCCUUCCCAAUCCCGAUACGAAGACCGUCAUGAAGACAGCAAAAGCAACCACCACCACAUCUUCUACUCUCCAAAAGACCACAAUAACUGAAACAAUUUCGACAACCACCACUAUUAUCCCAGACGACGCCUCAGUUACCAAGACCUUCACCGCCACAAUGAGCGUGACAACCUACUCAACCAUUUGGACAACCACCACCAGAUCUGCCACCGCGACCAAGACAAAGGUCAUCUCCGGCCCGACAGAAUACGCCGCCUGCUCCGAAGGAAACAUGUUCGGUCCCGACUUCAACAGUGGAGGCACAGGAUACUUUGUCACCAACGUGCUCAACAACGGUCCUGGUAUCCCAUCAGACUUCCAGAUCGUGGCGAACGGUGCUGGAUCCCCAGACGAGUGCUGCAGUUCUUGUAUGCAGUUUGCAAGCUGUGAGACAUGGAUUUAUCGCGCCAAGAACCGUAACUGCUUUUUACUUUACCAUGCGGGGUCGACUUGCAAGACACAAGGAAACCAUCCUAACUUUUUUAUGUCCAAGAAGGGUGCGGAUAGUGGAGCUGGAUUUGUUGUUGGCAAUGGUAAGUGUGGGUUUACCUACAGCGGUAACAGCGACGGCUCCUUGUUCAGCGUGGACGCUUGA